Octopus sinensis (East Asian common octopus) is the source of this 1001-nucleotide messenger RNA. RefSeq names its product stromal cell-derived factor 2. The coding region runs from base 97 to 753 and encodes 218 amino acids. NCBI's taxonomy places the organism in Eukaryota, Metazoa, Mollusca, Cephalopoda, Octopoda, Octopodidae. The transcript is spliced from 6 exons. The record is from RefSeq and is a predicted model, not a curated record.
AAGUGUGUGAUUGUAGAGACGUGUCUUUAAUUUAUUGGACGACAUUGGGGAAAUCGAGUCUGUUUCUCAUCAAUUUUUACACGGAUUUUUCUUACAAUGGUCAUGCCGUCCGUCACCAGUCUCUCGCUAUUGUUAUUCUCUGCGUUUACUCUUACAGAAACAGAACAGUUCCACUACAAAUAUGUGACGUGUGGUUCUACAUUAAAGUUGCUUAAUCCAUAUCACAAAGUCCGUUUACACUCUCAUGACAUCAAAUAUGGGUCAGGAAGUGGACAGCAGUCUGUAACAGCUGUGGAAUCUUCAGAUGAUCACAAUAGUUAUUGGCAGAUACGACCCAAACCAGGAACCUCUUGUUUUCGAGGGGUUCCAGUAAAAUGCGACCAGACUAUCCAACUGAUGCAUGUUGCUACAAGAAGGAACUUGCAUGGUCAUCAUUUUCGUUCCCCACUUUCAAAUAAUUUAGAAGUUAGUGCCUUUGGUGAAGAUGGAGUAGGAGAUGCAGGGGAUGACUGGACAGUUAUUUGUAAAACUGGAAAUUGGUCCCGAGAAGAGCGUAUCCGAUUAAAAAAUGUUGUCACUGGAAGCUAUCUCCAUGUAAAUGGUGAUGUAUAUGGCCGACCAAUCCAAGGUCAGCGUGAGGUCAGCGCUCAUGAUCAUCCUAAUGAAAAGAAUUAUUGGCAGGCAGGUGAAGGUAUUUUUAUCAAACCAGCUCUACCGAUUCACUCCCGGUUACGGAAUCAUGAUGAGUUUUAAAUGUUAUCCUACAUUCCAUCAAUUCUCAUCUCUAAAAUUCUCAACAUUAACAAAAUCUUCAUAAUGAGGAAGGAGGAAGUUGUGGCAUUCAUCCUUCUCGGCUGAGAUUCUUACAGUUCAGUUAUUUCUAACAGGAAGGAGAUUUUUUUUUCCAUCCCUCUCAUUUGUUAACACAAGAAAAUAAAACCCAAAACGCUUAAUUAAAUUGAUAACGUCGAGAAGUACUCUCUCCACCAUUCUUUUCUAUA